AUGGGAGGAGUUGUGGACAAGGAAAUAAACACUCGCAAAGGACCUUAUGUUUUUCGUUUGCAUGGACAGAACUACCACCACAUCGGAACUCUUUUACCUGAAGGUACAAACAAACCUCGGUUUGCACAGCUGUACAUCUAUAAUACCGAAAAUGAGGUGGCAAACAGGAUAAGUGCGUCAAGAUGCAAUGAUAAUAAAUCAACAGUGGACCCCAACAUUGUCAAAGAAUUGCAAAUAAUGCUCGACGACAACAACAUCCUCGCAAAAACAUUCAGAAUGGCAAGAGAUAGAUUCCAAGAAGGAGACUACCAUGAUUACACACUUCGGAUACUAGGAAAAAGGAACGGAACACACAACCUUCCAUCCGCAUCUGAAGUUGCAGCAUUGGUAGUAAGAGAUCCAACUGGAGAGAGUGAAGGACGUGACAUUGUUGUUGAGUACAAAAAUAUGGUGCCACAAAGGAUAUCAGAGAUCCACCCGAAAUUCAUGUCCAUGCAAUAUCCGUUGUUGUUCCCAUAUGGAGAAGAUGGUUUUAAACUCGAGAUACCGUACAAGAAAACAAAAGGAGCUAAAAACAGCAGGAAAUACGUAACGUUGUUGGACUACUAUGCAUUCUACCUACAGCAACGUCCAGACCAAGGAAUGUUAUUGCUCAAGUCUGGGCAUCUGUCACUGCAAUUUUGGGUGGAUGUAUACACAUGUAUCGAGCAAAAUAGACUAAACUGGAUCCGACACAAUCAAGGAAAGCUAAGAACUGAACUUUACAGUGGAUUGCAGCAUGCAAUUAAGCGAAGGGACACAAGAACAGAGCAGGUUGGAAAGAGGAUAAUUGUGCCUUCAUCUUUUACAGUUAUCUACACAAUAGAAUUCCAGAGGAGAGGACUCCCGCAUGCCCACAUACUAAUAUUUCUGAAGGACAAAGACAAGUACCCAGAACCAUCGCAGAUCGAUAAAAUAAUAAGCGCUGAGAUCCCAAACAAGGACGAGGAUCCUGAGGCAUUUGGAGCUGUCGAGAACUUCAUGAUGCAUCGCCCAUGUGGAGAGGCUAAGCAAAACUCACCAUGCAUGGUGGGCCAUAGAUGCAGCAAGCAUUUCCCAAAAAGAUACAAUGUUAGUACUACCAUCGAUGAGGACGGGUUUCCAGUAUAUAAAAGGAAGGACGACGGAAGGUCUAGAUCAAUCAAGUACCUAUAUAAGUAUAUCGACAAAGACGACGAUCAAGUUACAGCCUUGCUCAAGGAAAGGCUCGCAGCAAAUAAAACUGACGAGAUCAAGAAAUACCUAGAGAUGAGAUACAUAUCAACAUCAGAAGCAUGCUGGAGGAUAUUCCAGUUUGAUCUUCACUAUCGUGAUCCAGCCGUUGAGAGGCUACCUUUCCAUCUUGAAAAUGAGCAGCAAGUGAUUUUUCCUGACUCGACUGAUCUUGACAAGAUAGUUACAAGGGAAGGAUCUAAAAGUACCAAGUUCACUCAAUGGAUGGAGGCAAAUAAAAUAUAUGAGCUAGGGAAAGAAUUAACGUAUGCAGAAUUCCCUACAAAAUUUGUAUGGAAACGUGAAACAAAAUGUUGGCAGAAGCGAAAAAGGGACUAUGCAAUUGGAAGAAUCUACUAUGCACAUCCUGCAAGUGGUGAGCGACAUUAUCUGAGGAUGCUUCUAAACACCAAGAAAGGAUGCACAUCAUUUGAGGACAUUAGGACCAUUGAUGGAGUCCCUCACCCAACGUACAAAUCAGCAUGCCAAGCCCUUGGAUUUCUGGAUGAUGACACUGAGUGGAUUGACUGUAUCAAUGAAGCAUCAAGUUGGGCAUCUGGAGCACAACUGCGUCAGUUAUUCACCACCAUAUUGUCCCAUUGCGAAGUCACAAACCCAAAGAUAUUGUGGGAUUCAACAUGGGAGGCAUUGUGUGAAGAUAUGCAAUACAAAAGAAGGAUUAUUCUAAACAUUCCAACGCUUCAGCUCACCAACACACAGAAACAAGCGUAUGGUCUGAUUGAGAUAGAAAAACUGAUGAGGCAAGUAGGAAAGUCAUUAAAGGAAUAUACAGAGAUAGAGCUACCAAAUGCUGCAGAGCUAGAUGAACUUGGGAACAGACUAAUAAACGAAGAGGUCAACUACGACAUGGAGAAACUCAAGGAUGAGCACAAAACCAUACUAAACAAUCUUAACCAAGACCAGAAGAAAGCCUUCGAUAAAAUAAUGGAAUCCGUCAACAAAGGGCUAGGAAAGCAGAUAUUUGUCGAAGGCUACAGUGGCACAGGAAAAACCUAUCUAUGGAAAGCACUAACGACGAAGCUAAGAUCAGAGGGAAAGAUAGUGCUUGCGGUGGCAUCAUGUGGCAUUGCAGCGUUGCUUCUCCAAGGUGGAAGAACAGCACACUCAAGGUUCCGCAUUCCACUUAAUAUAACUGAAGAAUCAACGUGUGAAAUAAAACAAGGCUCACAUUUGGCUGAACUACUAAAGAAGACCUCACUUAUAUUGUGGGACGGAGCUCCUAUGGCAAACAAACACUGCUUCGAGGCACUAGACAAAAGCCUUAGAGAUAUUCUCAGGUUCACUAACGAAAACAGCGACGAAAAGCCAUUUGGUGGAAUGACAAUUAUACUAGGAGGCGACUUCAGACAAAUCCUACCAGUUAUAACCAAAGGAAGGAGAGAACAAAUAGUUAAUGCUACAAUCAAAAGGUCAUAUCUGUGGAAACACUUCGAAAUAUUUGAGUUAACACAAAACAUGCGGCUGAAGUGUUUGUCAGAUGAUCCAAUACAAAAGCAAAAGGUCGCUGAAUUUGCAGAGUGGAUACUACAAAUUGGCGAUGGGAAAACAGCAUCAGAUGAAGGAGAGGAUUGGAUAAAAAUACCAAAGGACCUACUGCUACAGAAAGGAGAAAAUCGUAAAGAACUAAUCGUCGAAAGCAUAUAUCCAAACUUGCUGCAAAAAUACCGUGAGCGGGAUUACCUAGAAGAAAGAGCAAUACUCUGUCCAAGAAAUGAUACAGUCAAGGAGAUAAACGACCACAUCAUGAGCCAAAUACAAGGUGAUGAGGAAUCCCAGACCAUGAGCUAA
Messenger RNA from Aegilops tauschii subsp. strangulata, 3060 nucleotides. The record is from RefSeq and is a predicted model, not a curated record. Lineage: Eukaryota; Viridiplantae; Streptophyta; Magnoliopsida; Poales; Poaceae.